CGUCCUCCGUUUCUCGCCCAUAUGAAUCAACUCCAUUUUUGUUGGCGGAAGAAAAAAGUGUUAUCCUAUCAUUCUAGAAGCAUAUCGGACAGCAUCGUGCUCUUUCCUCCUCAUCAUGAUAUCCCUCAGUGGCCUCGACAGCCCUGACUUCUAUACGAUCGCCUGGAUCGCAGCUCUUCCCAUCGAGCGUGCCGCUGCAGAAGCGAUGCUCGAUGAGGAACAUGCAACUCCGACCGGAUUCACUCGACACCAAACCGACGCCAACGUUUAUACGUGGGGCCGUGUGGGGGAGCACAACAUCGUUAUUGCAUCUCUGGCUUCCGGAGUCUACGGAACCACCUCGGCUGCGACCACAGCCUCAAGUCUGCUUGCCUCUCUGCCAUCUAUCCGUGUUGGUCUUUUGGUCGGCAUAGGUGGCGGCAUUGCUCGUCCGGAUGAUGGCCACGAUAUCCGGCUAGGUGAUAUUGUUGUGAGCCAGCCUUGUGGGACCACAGGUGGCGUCUGCCAGUACGACUUAUUUAAGGCAAAGUCUGGUGAUAAGCGUGAGCGUAAAGGUUUCCUUAGACCGCCCCCGACAGUACUUCUCAAUUCGCUCGCCAAAUUGCAGGCAGUUCACGAGCGAAACGACUCUAUGGUUCCUUCCUUUCUUCAAGAGAUGCUUAAGAGGAACCCAAAGAUGGGCAAGAGAUCCAGACAGAAUCCUGGAUAUAUUCACCAAGGCUUCGACAACGACCGCCUGUUUAAAUCUUUAUGCGACCACGUCCCCGGCCCGGACUGUAGGGGCUGUGACACGGCUGAUGAGGUUCAACGCGAUCCUCGAGACACUAUCGACCCCGAAAUCCACUACGGGACCAUCGUAUCCGGCAACACACUUGUCAAAGAUGCCGCUGCGCGCCAUCGGAUUAUUGCUGACCUUGACGAGGAUUGCAUCUGCUUUGAGAUGGAAGCUGCCGGCCUGAUGAACCACUUUCCCUGUCUUGUGAUCCGAGGGAUUUGUGACUACGCCGAUUCUCACAAGAACGAUAGAUGGCAACGCUACGCCUCAGCGACCGCUGCUGCUUAUACCAAGGAACUUCUGUCAUACCUACCAACCGACGAGGUCCAGGAGACCAAGAGGGCAAUAGAAGUGCUUCAAUUGGUACAACAACAGAUUGAUGGCAUACAGCAGACGACAAUCGCAACGAAGGCGGCAACUGAUGCCAUCAGUUUCGACAUUCGUACCGAUAAUAUCAGGCGCUGGCUUUGUCCCCCGGAUCCGUCAACAAACGCCAAUCACGCAAGGACCCUCCGCCAUGAGGGGACGGGUGCGUGGCUCCUCAUGGUAGAAUUUAGUAUGGUAGUUACCGAGAAAAUAGAGAUGGGGAAGAAAGCAAGGGAAGAACAGCUCUUUUAUUGUCGAGGUAAACCUAUGACACGUGAUUCAAGGCUUUUUCCGAGUUGGACAGACCCCAAUCUCAGACUGCCAAAGCUCCAGCAGGAUCACAUUCAGACGAGGCCUGCCAGCCAAUCGUUCCAUGUUCGAUGCACAAAGCAGGGGUCUAAUGCGCAAAUGACUACCCUGCUCACCGAUCUGAUCCAAUAAACAUCCCACAAAAAUAUGUUGCUAUUCUGGAUAAUGGCACAUCGACGUAUUCUCUGCGCCCAGUAGGUUUGUUGAGCUCUGCUUUCCAACCGUUCCAUACUCAAGAAAGCGAACGAAACGCUCCCUCCUUAUCUCCAAUUCGCAUGAUGCAACUACUGCAGAUCGUGAAACACGCUCUCAU
Molecule: messenger RNA, 1763 nt
Organism: Penicillium subrubescens
Lineage: Eukaryota; Fungi; Ascomycota; Eurotiomycetes; Eurotiales; Aspergillaceae
Product: Pfs NACHT and Ankyrin domain protein
Exons: 2
Coding region: 116-1582 (488 amino acids)
Biological process (GO): nucleoside metabolic process
Molecular function (GO): catalytic activity
Source: RefSeq, a predicted model, not a curated record